Messenger RNA from Pochonia chlamydosporia 170, 642 nucleotides. RefSeq lists its product as hypothetical. Bases 1 to 642 code for a protein of 213 amino acids. NCBI's taxonomy places the organism in Eukaryota, Fungi, Ascomycota, Sordariomycetes, Hypocreales, Clavicipitaceae. The record is from RefSeq and is a predicted model, not a curated record. The transcript has a single exon.
AUGUCAUCAGAAAACCCUUCCGUGCCUUCAACGGCCCGCCAAUUCAAAGUAAACCGCACCUCUUUCGCCCGCCACUACGACAUCCAUGACAUCUCCGGCAACCAGCUAUACUACGUCGAUCAGUCCCUCUUCACCAAGGAUAAGCCCGACCUCACAUUCCAUGAGGGCAAGGAUACCAAUGGGCCCAUUGUAGCGGUCUCGCACAUGCCCAAAUUCUCGUUUGACUGCAAAGUCGGGCUUGGGGACCCGUCCAAGACAUCAGUAAAGUGGGAAGAACUUACGAGAGAAUCAGUAAAGGCCUCAGAGUAUCAGUGGUCCAUGACUCUCCCGGAAGCAAGUGGUCAGGGCGUCCCGUCUGGUAGGAGGAAGUUUGUCUGGAAACGUACGCACAAUGUUGGCGUUGAGGGGGGCUCGCCGUCGUCGUUGACGCUGCGGAACUAUAAAUUGUUGGACGUGGAGACGGGGCAACUUAUGGCGGUGUUUACGAGUGAUCGGGGGUUUACGACGUGUGGUGUGCUGCAGAUUAAUGUUGAGUUUGGGAAAGAUUUUGAUGUCAUGGUUACGGCGACUUGUUUGUCGUUGUAUGAGAAGGCGAGGAAGAGGGCGGCUCACUCUGCGGGAGGUCAUGGGGGCGGUCCGUAG